GCUUUUAAUUCUAUUUUUAGGCACGCGGUCUGUGCCUUGUGUUUUUUGCUCCGUGCUGCAGCGUGGAGACUAAUUUUUUUUUGUAUUAAAUAAAGCAGAAAGACUUCAUCGGUUACAAGUUGGGAUAAAGAAAACGCAGAAACAGAAUGGAUUGUAAAAGGAGGAAGUGAAACCUCUUUGGAAACACAAAGUUUUCUUGACGUGUGUGGGUUUACUAAUAGAAAAUAUUUUACUAAUGUUUUGAUGGCUUUGGCUUUCGUGAGAACUUAAAAUAUAUAAAACCUUGGCAGCAUGCUGAGUCCUUGCUGAAAGAUGGCAGCGUAGACUAGCAGUAAUUAUAUAAGGUCUAUAGACAUGUCUCUCUAAGUUUCAGUUGACUGUAUCCUGAAGGCUUAUCUCUCUUGUAGGCAAGUAUUGAAAAACAGACUCUUAAAUCUGAGAAUAUUCUGAAAGGAGUUAAAGAGCUGCAUCUGCAUUAAAAAAAUCUAAUAGUUUAAAAAAAGUAGAUAUAAUAUGUGCUAGGUAUAAAAUAAGUGUUUGAAAUACUUAAAAGUUGUCGAUUUGUUUUAAGCAAAGCAGAAAGAAAAAUUAAUGAUUCAGCUGGCAGGUGUAGUAUUCUGUUGCUCUCUGCAAAAACAUCAGUAGCUGUUUUGGUCUCCUGAAGUGGGCUGGUUGUGUGGAUACAGAGCAGGACCGAUGCUUUGAGGGGGGAAAGACUGAGUGAUGAAGGCAGUAAACUUAAAGGCGGUCUUCUGCUAUUAGGCAGAUGACAACUUGAAGAUGGUCAGCUGAACUGAAAGCUUUUCAGAGAUUCCUUUCCCAAGGAAGUAAUUUAAAAAUCUGCUGUUUCUAAUACUGCAUUGGAUUUACUACCGUAAGAACCAUUCAGACUACCGAACAGUUUAUACUAAUGGUCAUACAGGAUCUAGCUAAAAGUGGUUGCAUGACAGCUAGGUUAUAAAUGUAGUAUUCAAUGCAAAUUCAGCAUUUAUGCUUGAGGUGUGACAGUUUGUGGUCAUUCACUUUUGGUGAGUUGAUUACUGUCCCUAUACUUCCUAUUUCACCCGAAGGUUGGGGAAAUGGAGCUGUUUUCUGUUUUGCACCUUCAUAUGACAAUUUCUAUAUACUUUUGGGACUGCAUCUCAAGAAGCUUGUUCAAGGAUAUGCAUAAACAUUUUUAGCUUGUCAAAUACUUAAAGCAAGCUGCAGGGACUCUGGGGAGUAAUGCUUUGUGACAUAGAAGGCUUUCCUCUUUCACAACACUGUUAGUCAAAGCACUUGAAAGGCCUGGUGUGCUAGAUUUGCAAGUUUUAGGCUGUCUCCUCAGUUGAUGCAUCUUGGUUACUGUCUCAGAAUGUAACUGCUCAACCAUGAUUUAUGUGAGGCAGUUUUCUGCACACUUGUGCCACCAAGUGUUUAAAAAAAAACAAAAACCAAACCACAAAACUAUGACUGAUUCUUCUCUUGAAUCUAAGGAUCCCAAAGUAGUUGUAAACACCUCUGAAGUUAAACAAUUCUUUCAGCCAGUAAAACAGCAACAAUUUAUGAAAAUGUAAAAGUGAGUAUGACUGUAUACAGCAAGUUAUGGUGCUCAACUACAAAAUUUUUAGUCAUUUGACUGUCUUCUAGUAGGAAGUCCUUUCAGUUCUUCCUACUACCCAGCACUGGAAAUUAGCGUAAGAUUUGAAGAAAGAAGGAAACUGUGGUCAAAAAAGGUACCUUUUUUCUUUUGACUAUGUCGCUGUGAUUAUUUAUGGUUACAAACGGGUUUCAUAAAUAACAGGUUAUUCUUCCCAGUCUGUUUUCUUCAGGUCCAUAUUUCCAUAGAAGUACCUUAAUGUCAGAGUCCUCCCAACUGUUUGUAAUGCAAAUUCUGGUUUUGCAUCAUAUUAACAAAGUACUUUAAAUCCUGUGUGUCUGCACUCUCUGCUAAUUUACUAAGUAUUCUUUCUUGGGUGUGCAGCCCCAUCUGUUAUAACGUCGACACUUUCCCACUUAGGACAAACAGAACUUGACAGAGGAAAACUGCUUGUUACUCCAUGGCUCUUCUGGAAUUCCACUGUAUUCAAUUUGCGCGUUAUCAAACUAAAAAAUUGCACAAGUUUAACUUAUUCAGCACAACACUAAAUUUGUAAUGAGAUGGAGUCUGGGUCAAGCUCUUUUCGAGUGGAAUUUCCAGAUUUUUCUAGCACCAUUUUGCAGAAGUUAAACCAGCAGCGCCAGCAAGGACAAUUAUGUGAUGUGUCCAUUGUAGUUCAGGGCCAUCUCUUCAGAGCCCAUAAAGCUGUUCUUGCAGCUAGUUCACCUUACUUCUGUGAUCAGGUUCUCCUAAAAAACAGCAGGCGAAUAGUCUUGCCUGAUGUGAUGAAUCCCAGAGUAUUUGAAAACAUUCUUCUGUCUACUUAUACAGGUCGGCUGGUAAUGCCUGCUCCAGAAAUCGUUAGUUAUUUGACAGCAGCAAGUUUCCUUCAGAUGUGGCAUGUAGUGGAUAAAUGCACUGAAGUGCUAGAGGGGAACCCAACAGUUCUGUGUCAGAAGAUGAACCAUGGCAGUGAUCAUCAGUCUCCGAGCAGCAGUAGUUACAACGGCCUUGUUGAAACCUUUGAACUUGGCUCUGGAGGACAGACAGAAUUCCACAAAGUGCAGGAACUAAGGGAUGGCGAAAAUGAAGAAGAAAGCUCUAAAGAUGAACUGUCAUGUCAACUGACAGAACACGAGUACCUUCCCAGUAAUUCUUCAACGGAACAUGAUAGACUUAGCACUGGAAUGACAAGUCAGGAUGGUGAAGAAGGAACUAGUGAUAGUGCAGAGUAUCAGUAUACCAGACCUAUGUAUAGCAAGCCCAGCAUCAUGUCUCACAAGCGGUGGAUCCAUGUGAAACCAGAAAGAUUUGAACAAGACUGUGAAGGUGUUGAUAAUCCUUAUGAUGAACACCAAGUUUCUGAAUCCAUGAAUACCAUGCAGGCAGAUCAUUCAAUCCAGUCUUCAGGUGUUGAAGACUUUCACAUAGGUGACAAAAAGAUGGAAGCAGAAUUCGAUGAACAGGCAGACGAAAGUAAUUACGAUGAACAAGUUGACUUCUAUGGCUCUUCUAUGGAAGAAUUUUCGGGUGAAAGGGCAGACGGAAAUUUAAGUGCUCACAGACAGGAUCUUAUGAUAGCAGCAGGCUAUGGUGAAGGCAUUGAAAUGGCUACAGGAAUUAAAGAAGAAACGUCCCUCACUGGAUUCUCGCAUGCUGAUAAGCUGUAUCCUUGUCAGUGCGGUAAAAGCUUUACACACAAAAGUCAGAGGGAUCGGCAUAUGAGUAUGCACCUUGGUCUUCGACCUUAUGGCUGUGGUGUCUGUGGUAAGAAAUUCAAAAUGAAACACCAUCUUGUAGGCCAUAUGAAAAUUCAUACAGGCAUAAAACCAUACGAGUGUAACAUCUGUGGGAAAAGGUUUAUGUGGCGGGACAGUUUUCAUCGGCAUGUGACCUCUUGUACCAAGUCAUAUCAAGCUUCUAAAGCCGAGCAGAGUACUACUGAGAUGAACUAAGACAUUAGUACUUAUAUUCGUUUAGUAGAGUAAGCAAAAUAAACUAAUUAUGCAAAUAAUGUCUGGUACUUGCUAUUGUAAAUUCUCAAAAAACCCAAGUUUUAGUGAUUAUGCUGGUAUAAGCAGACCAAACUUUUAUUUUCCAUAGUAUUACUUCAGGUGUUCGAUGUGUGAAGUGCAAAUGGUUAAUCUGAAAGGUGCUUGCAAAAUGAGGUCUGUAAGGUCUUUGUGACAUUGAUUGUAAUCACAGCAGUAUUUAGAAGCCCUGUUGUUUUUGUGUCUUCUAAAUUCACAGUAAACCCCAGCUCUAAAUUGAGCCAAAUCCUGCAAAUACUUACAUGAAGCAGGAAUUCAAGUAGCCCUACUUAAUGAAAAUGAAAACUAGCAUGAUCAAACCAGGUUGUAUGAUUCACAUUUUAAUGAAAAUAUUAGAAUGCCACCUGAAGCUGUAGACUGCUGACACACUUAAUAUGCAUCAUUAGACAGCCUGCAUCAUUAAAUAGCCUGUGCUGUAUUGCUUAAUGAAAGGCUGUGUUAAAGACAGUUUGGCUUUCCUUUUUGUCUUCAUUUUUUAUCCAUCUUCAGUAAAACAAAUGUCUAAUUUUGUGCUGAUUUAUAUUUAGAGUCUGUAGAGCACUUAAAUAUAGUUGAGCACUAUAUAAGCUUCAAUCUAUAUUAAGAACAAUUUGUCUUUGCUCCUCUAGGGUCUGAUGCUGUAUGACUCUUGGCUUGACUUGAUUUUGAUUGCUACAUCGUGAGAGCUUGUAGAAGUGUGUGUAAUAAGUAUGUCUUUUCAAAAAAGAAAAGUAACAUUUGGAACUUAUCCAAAAUAAUCAAACAUUUUAAAUUGUAGUUUUCUGCUCAGAUAUUUGUGGCUUACUACAGUAGCAAGUACCAAACUCUGUGGAUUCACAAAUGGACUUUUUAUUGGUACAAAAACUUCUUCGAGAACUUCUAUCUAGUUUUAGAAACCUGCUUUAGGAAAAUGAUUUAGUCAUUGAUAGGUAUUUAUACUUUUAAUUCUUUACUCUUUGAAUAGUAAGAACUAUAAUACAGAUUCUUGGUACUGAACUACUGUGACUGUUUACAUGUGAUCACAAGCAGCCAGAGUUGUUUACCUCUUCAAAUGAAGCUGCUUGUGGAUAAAAAGUAGAAAGUAUGGUAUUUGGAUCUAUUAAUGGUACUGCAGAACAUGGUACCAUGCUCAUGUCCGAAGUCUGGAUUUUUGCUGGGAAAGUGGCACUUCUGCUUCCUUGGGGUGAGGAUCUAUAUGCUGGGCUCUCAUUCUUGGAGAUGGAUGGAGGAGCGUUUGUAGUUCUGAGAGAUGCUGCCAGCUCUGCAGGUAGAGUGAAUGCAUCAAUUGUAAAGGUGGCAACAGGAUUUGGGGGUUGAAAGCUUAAUGCAGUCCUAUGCAAAAGCAAUUAACCCUUCUUUAUAGUUUACUGAAACAUGUUAUAAAAAGGAAAGAGCCUUUAGAGCAUACGUAGACUAUAAUAGAAAUAAGUGGUGUCCAAGUACAGUGCUGGUAACACAGGGAAAAAAGUUAACCAGCACUGAAGGCCUAAGCCUCUCUGGCCCUAAUUGUGUAUUAGAUACUGCAAUAUGCAGGCUAACGUACUCAAACAGAUGACCCUGUAUGGUGAAGCAAAACCACACACAGAUAAUUACUGUUCAGAUGCUGUUUUGAACUCCCAGUUAGAAAUUGUCAUAAGAUAGAACUGAACUGUAUCCUGAAUGUGAAUGUGUGCUACAAGCUGGGAGUUUACUACUCAGUGGGCUGUAAUUACUGUAACUUCUUUUCUGGCGUUCUACUUACAAACUUUAAUUUUUUUAAGAGGCUCUUAAUCUUCUAAUGCUUCAGAUAUUUUUCAUAUAGAAUUUUGUUAAAACAGAUAUUCCCAAAUAUGAUGAACCCAUUGCUGGCAAUGGGCAUGAAUGAUCAGCACCACAGAGUUCCUAUUCUUAGCACUUAAUUGAACUCUACAAUAUACCAUGGGUGGCCAUAUAUAACCCUUGUAAUCAAGGUAGCUAAACAGGGAUUUGCUCACUAACACUGUAACCUGCUUAAUGUAUAGAAGCACUUUGUAUUUAAAAAAAAAAA
Egretta garzetta (little egret) is the source of this 5635-nucleotide messenger RNA. It is a transcript of the gene ZBTB43, whose product is annotated as zinc finger and BTB domain containing 43. Gene Ontology annotation, biological process: regulation of transcription by RNA polymerase II. The transcript has 2 exons. Lineage: Eukaryota; Metazoa; Chordata; Aves; Pelecaniformes; Ardeidae. Gene Ontology annotation, molecular function: DNA-binding transcription factor activity, RNA polymerase II-specific; protein binding; RNA polymerase II cis-regulatory region sequence-specific DNA binding. The coding region runs from base 2140 to 3534 and encodes 464 amino acids. The record is from RefSeq and is a predicted model, not a curated record.